Cladophialophora psammophila CBS 110553 is the source of this 1311-nucleotide messenger RNA. RefSeq lists its product as uncharacterized. NCBI's taxonomy places the organism in Eukaryota, Fungi, Ascomycota, Eurotiomycetes, Chaetothyriales, Herpotrichiellaceae. Bases 1 to 1311 code for a protein of 436 amino acids. The transcript is spliced from 2 exons. The record is from RefSeq and is a predicted model, not a curated record.
AUGAAAUUUACAUCCGAGUCAUCAAAUCGAAGGCCUCUCCUGUCCGGCCCAUAUCACUCUGCACCAUGGCGUCCAGGCCCGGCGAUUUUGCAAAAGUACGACUCGGAAUCCGGACAAACAUAUUCUGAACUAGAAGUGCGCCCAAACCGACACAAGUACUCAGACUGGAUUGGUGAGCCCAAGACACCUGGUAUGGUUCAAAAGCCACCUCCGAAUGAGAAUGGUGCUCGCUCUUUGGCGGGCAUGGCGAGGAUCAAAGUCGCUACUCAGUUCAGGAAUCUUACUUCGGAGCACUUUGCAACUGUGCCGUGGUCAAUGGCACGGAGGGUCUGGGAUCAACUGCUGUCAAUGCGGGCGGAGAGUUUUCACGCUUGGAGGACACUGGCGGCGGCAUAUCCCGGUCCAGAAGAGUUUGGAGCGCGUGAAUACCGAUAUCUUUUGGAUAUUAAGCAACCGCUAGUCCCGAUUACGACGUAUUUCAACGAAAUCACAUCCAAAGAAACAAAGUGGUUUAGUUGCCUCCGAAUUUCGCCAAAGGAGAUGGCCGCCAGCAGCCUCAUGUCGAUCCACACAAUAACCAACCUGGCUGUGCUUGAUCUGUCGGAUGGCCAGGUUACCAUUGACAACGAGGUUUCCAAGUUUGACGAACGGUUUCUACGCUCCUGGGCAGAACUGGCACGAUCGAGGGAAGCUUUUCAACACCUACGAGUGAUACUGUUCGGUUGGCAGGAACAUCUAUCGGACUGGAUCUUCAAAUAUACGGACUGUUUCCCAUCUUUAUGUCACAUUAUCAUCACAGAUUGUCCAAGAAUGCACCAAAAGAACCGAGCAAUGUGGGAACUAACCUCGCAAGCCGCUGGCUGGGAAGCCAUGCACGCGAAGAAGAGUGCAAAAAGCCUACGACCGAUCAUCGGAAACCAGGACUUUGCUUUUGGCUCGAUAUCGGGUUGUUACUAUGAUAGCAUGGAGCUGUUCAGCCAGUUGGUGCACAAUCGCCGGCCCAACCUGGCAGACAGUCGGCCAUUACUGGAAUUAUGGAUCGGUAAUCCUCGACAAUGGUCACAUAUUGUAGACGAUUUCCCUUCCACGAGGACGAUUUUCCUGGAGAACAUCAAGAGACAGAACUGGAAGGCAACAGAAGGACCUUCUACCGGCGGCGACCGUGAGCCGGCGAAGAGGAUGAGAAAUCAAGAACAAGCAGCUCCGGAAGCGGCAUCGCCUCCUUCGAAGCGAGGGUCGCGAGCAAGACCUGCGAUGAAGUCGCACGGGAAGAAUGUAUUAGCGGACAUGCUGAAUGAGUUCAAGACGUAG